GCCGGCCCUCCUGACAGGCGGACCAGUCCUGAGCGCGAGCGCCGUGAGGAGGCGGCCGCAGCCUGACAGGACCGCGGGCGGCGCGCUCCUCUGCAGCACCUGCCCUGCCCUGCCCGCUGUCCAGGCCCCAUGAGUACCCCCAGCACCCCGGAGGACAGCUCGGAGGAGGACCCGGCAGGAGCCGGGCAGAAGUCCAAGGUCAAAGAUGCUUUCAAGGACAUUUCCAGAUACUUCUCCAAGGAAGAAUGGGCCAAGAUGGGAGAGUUUGAGAAGAAACGCUACCGCAACGUGAAAAACAGCUACACCAUGAUGCUUUCUAUAGGUCUCAGAGCCCACCGACCAGCUUUCAUGUGUCGUGGAAGGCGAACCAGCAAACCCCAGCUGGAUGACUCUGAGGAUUCUGACGAAGAAUGGAUGCCCCGGCAGCAAGUCAAACCUCCUUGGGUGGCCUCUCAAGGGAAGCAGAGUAAACACUGGAAGGGAAUGCCCAGGGCCCUGUUAAGUGACGGUCCUAGUUUCAAGCAGUUGCCAGGACCAGCAAAUUUACAGGACCCGAGCGACUCAGAAAAGCCCCAGACACCAGAGUCCUUUCCCAGAGAAGGGAAAAACACCGGACAGCACUCUAGACGAAAACUCGAGCCCAGGAAAAAGGCAGUUAAGCCGAAGAUGUACAGCCUGCGAGAGAGAAAGUGUCAUACGUAUGAAGAGGUCAGCGAGCCGCAGGACGACGACUACCUGUAUUGUGAGAAGUGCAAGAACUACUUCAUCGACAGCUGUCCUGUUCACGGGCCCCCGGCGUUUAUAAAGGACAGCGUGGUGGACGAGGGGUCUUCCGACCGCGCAGUGCUCAGUCUGCCCCCCGGGCUGAGGAUAGGCCCAUCCAGCAUUCCAGGGGCUGGGCUCGGAGUCUGGAACGAGGCCUUCGAUCUGCCGUUGGAUCUUCACUUUGGCCCCUACGAGGGUCAGAUCACAGAGGACGAAGAGGCAGGCCACAGCGGAUACUCAUGGAUGAUCACCAAGGGCAGACACUGCUACGAGUACGUGGAUGGCAAGGACACGUCCAAGGCCAAUUGGAUGAGGUAUGUGAACUGCGCCCGGAAUGAGGAGGAGCAGAACGUCGUGGCCUUUCAGUACCACAGGCAGAUCUUCUACCGCACCUGCCAGGCCAUCGGGCCGGGCAGCGAGCUGUUCGUCUGGUACGGGGACGAGUACGGCCAUGAGCUGGGCCUCAAAUGGGGCAGCAAGUGGAAGAAACAUCAGGCAGCUGGGAGAGCAGCACCAAAGCCAGCGA
Messenger RNA from Chinchilla lanigera (long-tailed chinchilla), 1291 nucleotides. RefSeq names its product histone-lysine N-methyltransferase PRDM9. Gene Ontology annotation, biological process: positive regulation of reciprocal meiotic recombination; regulation of DNA-templated transcription. The record is from RefSeq and is a predicted model, not a curated record. Gene Ontology annotation, cellular component: nucleus. Gene Ontology annotation, molecular function: histone H3K36 methyltransferase activity; recombination hotspot binding; zinc ion binding. Lineage: Eukaryota; Metazoa; Chordata; Mammalia; Rodentia; Chinchillidae.